Messenger RNA from Tinamus guttatus (white-throated tinamou), 1273 nucleotides. Lineage: Eukaryota; Metazoa; Chordata; Aves; Tinamiformes; Tinamidae. The record is from RefSeq and is a predicted model, not a curated record.
UUUUCCUUUUUUUUCCCCUUCAGAAUUGCCAAAAUGCUUUGGAAUUCUUAAACGAUUCAAAAACUGAAGUCUCUAAGGAUACAAAAUCAUAAGAACACAAGAAGCAGCAAGGAGGAUUCAGUGCCAAUGCAGCAGCAAAAAAGACAGCCAGAGUUAGUGGAAGGAAAUCUUCCUGUUUUUGUUUUUCCUACAGAACUUAUAUUUUAUGCAGAUGACCAGUCAACACACAAGCAGGUGUUGACUCUUUAUAACCCCUAUGAGUUUGCCUUAAAAUUCAAAGUUCUUUGUACAACUCCCAAUAAAUACACGGUGGUUGAUGCUUCUGGUGCAGUGAAGCCCCAAUGCUGUGUUGACAUUGUGAUUCGUCACAGAGAUGUUCGGGCUUCUCACUUUGGAGUGAUAGAUAAAUUCCGUCUGCAAGUGUCUGAGCAAAGCCAGAGAAAAGCACUAGGGAGAAAGGAGAUUAUUGCUACUCUACUUCCAUCUGCCAAGGAACAGCAACAAAAGGAAGAGGAGGAAAAACGAAUAAAAGAACAUCUGACUGAAAGUGUCUUUUUUGAACAGAAUUUGUGUCAACCAGGUAAACACAGAACUGCCUCAUCGGGACCUAGUUUACUGACCGUCUUCCUGGGUAUCGUGUGCGUUGCAGCACUGAUGCUACCUACUCUGGGGGACAUGGAAUCCCUGGUGCCUCUCUACCUCCAUUUAAGUGUGAAUCAAAAGUUAGUAGCUGCUUAUGUUUUAGGUCUCAUCACCAUGGUUAUUUUGAAAACAUGAGCAAUGAUUUAAUAGGAUGUCAAACACCUGACUGUAUAUUCACAUCCUGAAUGUGGACUGCCUUUUACUCCCAUUCGGCUCAUUAAGACGCUAGCAAAGCUGUUCAGUGAUUUAAGAUACCUUCAGAAGUGUAAUAUAUUUUAACUGUGUAUAAUAAAUGAAAGACUCAAGCACUUUUACGUGCUUCUGUAACAGACAGCUAUGAAAUGUUCAGUGAUACCUGUGAAAAUAAUUUGAAAAACUUUUAUAUCUACACCUACUGUACAAAAUCCUUAUUAAAACAACAUUUGUUAUUUUUAGUCUAUGUUCACAUCAGUGUGAUCACUACAGAAGCAAACUGUCCUAUGUAAAACAUUCACGUGGUUUGUGGUUGUACGUACGGAGAUCGCUGCGUAACACUUCUGUAUCCCUCCUGCAAGGAUGAAAGUCAUGCCUAAUCGUGGAAGAAGAUUAAAAAUUCCAUCAGUGAAACUAUGAAAUAAACCAUUAAAUUUAG